AUAUCAAUAUAAUUAUGGCAACUGAGAUGAAAGAUAAUUUAAUAGGUAUACAUGAAAAAGAAAAUAGUAAUCCACGUGCUAUAUUUUACAAAAAACCUAUUAAAAAAGACAAUUAUAAUUUAGAUGUGGAUAAUAUUGAUACUUCUCAAGAAAUAAGACGCCGACGGUUAUUACAAUUUCAAAAAAAAUGUAGAGACAUAGCAUUUAAUGUUGGAAGAGGAAUAUUGGAAGAAGCAUUUAACUCUGAAGAAGAUGAAUGUGAAGAAGAAUUAGAAAUUGAGGAAACAAAUAAAAAAGGCUAUCACUCUUUUAAACGCCAAUUUAAUCAAACAAAAUAUUAUGCAAAUCAAUUAAUGAUGUCUGAAUGGAUGUUGGAAGUACCUCAAGAUCUUUUAGGAAAAUGGAUUAUAGUUCCUUGUCCUCAAGGGAAAAGAACUCUAGUUGUUGCAUGUAAAGGUGUAACUAAAGCAUAUAAUAAACGAGGUAAUCGCCUUGGUAAAUUCUAUUCUGCACUUCCUGGUGGUAAUCCAUCUGAACAUAGAAGUAGUUGUACCAUUGUUGAUUGUUUAUGGAUAAAACAACAAAAGAUAUAUUAUAUUUUAGAUGUACUUGCAUGGUCUAAUCAAUCAUUGAUGAAUUGUGAUACUGAAUUUAGAUUUUUUUGGUUAAAGUCAAAAUUACAAGAAAUCGAAGAAUUACACAAAAGGAAUACAUAUAAAAAUAGUUUUCCCAUGUUAUCUUUACCAAAUAUCAGUUGUGAUACUGAUAUAAGUUUAUCAUUAGCAAAUCUUCCAAAUUUGUAUCCCUUAGAUGGUUUACUAUUUUAUCAUAAAGAUGGACAAUAUACUAAAGGUCGUACUCCACUUGUAACAUGGUUAAAACCUUUUAUGUUAUCAGAAGUACUUGGUGUUUCUGUACCACCACCACUUGAUGAACAACCUGAUGGGUAUAUAGAUUUUGUACAUUACAUUCUUAAUUGUCGUGCUAAAAAAAGAAAAGAAGAAUCAGAAAGUCAAAUGGAUAUUGCAGAUGAGAAUUCCUAAAAUUUUACUUUAUUUUAUUUAUAUAAACGAACUUCUUAAGGAAGUGAAUUAUAAUUGACAUAUUGAAGAUGUUAAUAAUACUUAUAUUUUAUGAAUGUAACUUUUGUGUUGUACAAAUUUACUGGUAAUAGUAUUUGAAAUCUAACAUUAAUAUUUUAUACAAUCUGUGAUAUUUAAAAAAAUUAUACCAAAUCUAAAUAAAUUUAUAAAACAUAUGAUGAUGAAAACUGCAUAUACUAAUUCAAAUUAUUAUGUUAAAAUUAAUAUUACAAUAAUUUAACAUCAAUAAUUUAAAAUAUAUUAUACAGAUUACAUCU
Apis dorsata (giant honeybee) is the source of this 1360-nucleotide messenger RNA. RefSeq names its product snurportin-1 (gene Snup). Bases 15 to 1043 code for a protein of 342 amino acids. The record is from RefSeq and is a predicted model, not a curated record. The transcript has 5 exons. Gene Ontology annotation, cellular component: nucleus; cytoplasm. Lineage: Eukaryota; Metazoa; Arthropoda; Insecta; Hymenoptera; Apidae. Gene Ontology annotation, biological process: snRNA import into nucleus.